Didymodactylos carnosus is the source of this 1188-nucleotide messenger RNA. NCBI's taxonomy places the organism in Eukaryota, Metazoa, Rotifera, Eurotatoria, Philodinida, Philodinidae. The record is from the annotation of a GenBank genome assembly.
AUGAAAAAAACACUAACGGAUGAUGAUAAAACUUCUCAGGUAAAAGUGUUUAGUCAUUUUUCACGACCUGAAAUACGAUUAAAAGAAUCUGAAAGGGGUAGAUCUGUUUGUUUAUUCGAUUUAAGCGGUAUAAUGGCACUUUAUACAACAGAGGAUGCAAAAUAUUUAAAACGUCGUAUUCGUGGUGGUCAAAUUGACGUGCAUCCAACAGAAAAAGCCCUUAUAGUUAAUUAUUCGAUUGAAGCAACAGUACUGGAUGAAUUUCAACAGACUAUGUUGGGAGAUAAGAAAGAUGCGCAGAAAAUUAUUCGUUUGAAAAGUUUGAAUCCAAAUACAGAUAUUCGUGCAUUAGCCAAAGAAGUUAUUAGUCAAUGUAAAUUGAUACAUCCCACAAAACGAUUAGAAGUUGAACAACUAUUAUCUUAUUUACAAAAUAGACGAGAUACAGCUCCUUCAAUGACAACAUCAGGAACAGGAACUCAAAAACCAAUUUCAGAUGAAUUAGAACAACCGUCGAUCGAUUUUCAACUAACAGAAACAGCAAAUAUAACUGAUAUCGAUGAUUAUGCAGAAUUACUCUACGACAAUGUACCAGAUAAAAUAAAAGGAUCGGCACUUAUUUUACAACUAGCAAGAAAUCCCGAUAAUUUGUCAGAAAUAUAUCAAAAAGAAAGUGUUUUGAACGCUCUAGCUCGUGUUUAUAAAGACGAAUGGAAAGCUAGUAUUGAGUUGGCAACAAAUAUUGUUUAUAUAUUUUUUUGUUUUUCAUCAUUUACUGAUUUUCAUGGACUUGUGGCACAAUAUAGAAUUGGAGCACAAACAAUGACUAUAAUUGAUGCUGAAAUGAAAAAAUAUGAUCAAUGGAUGGAUGAAAUUGCCGAAGAGAGAAAGAAAAAAUCACAAACAAAUAAUAUCCUUUUUUGGAUUUCUAGUCGUACAACAAUACCUAGUAUACCAGAUAAAUAUAAAACGUUAAUUCGUAAACAAGAGCAAUUCCUUCGAGUGGCAUUUUAUCUACUAUUGAAUUUAGCUGAAGAUUUAAAAGUUGAAUUAAAAAUGCGAAAUAAAAUUAUUUGUAGUCAACUUAUACAUGCUCUCGAUCGUGAUAAUAAUGAUUUACUUAUAUUGGUCGUCUCAUUUUUGAAAAAAUUAUCUGUAUUUGUAGAAAAUAAAAACGACAUGAAAUGA